UCCAUCCCAGUCGGGGUCGCACGCAUCCCACAAGUCUCCCUCUGUUCGACUGGCUCAGGUGAAUGUAGAGACUCUAAGAGGCGAGCGCUUUAUAUUUAAUAAGCUGGAUGCUUUUUAUACUGAUUAAAGGGGUGUUCAGCCUCCCUGUGUUUUUCUCCUUCUCCGGUGACAUUACAGAGCUCGUGUCAGCGGAGAUGUUGGCAGGUGCGUUAGUUCUGGGCAGCAUCCUCACAGCUUUACCAGGUACUGAGAGCAGGUGGAGUGUGUCAUUUUCUCGGAGGGAGAUCUGUGUGUGGGCAGGAACUACUGUCACUCUGCCCUGCCGCUAUGACUACCCGUCAGGUCACACUGUGAAGCGGGUCAUGUGGUUCCGUGUGUCUGCUGAGGGUCGCAGGGAGUUUGCCCACCACAGUGACCCAAACCAGAUCAGCCUGUCGUACCGAGGACGCACACGGUAUAUUGGAGGCAGCUACUCCAGCUGUUCGGUCCAGAUUCGGGGUGUGAAGCUGAGUGAUGCGGGUCAGUAUCACUUCAGGUUUGAGACGGACCAGCCACUGGGGAGGUGGACGUCUCCAGACACCAUCACUCUGGAUGUGACAGACCUCCAGGUCCAGGUGCAUCCAGCCAGACCCGCCAACAUGUUUGGAUUUGGGGAGACAGUGUUUGUCGGCUGCCAGGCCAAAGGAUGUGCAGCUCCAGGAAGAAGUCUGGCACUUUACAGGAACGGACUAAACCUCGGCUCCUAUGAGAAAUGGAUGAUUAUUAACCGCUUUGACCAGCAGCAUGUUGGAGCGUACACCUGUAGACCGAUCCCACCGCAGAAUGUGCAGUCGCCAUCGCUCUCCCUGGCUCUGGGACACGGACCUCGCUCCACCUCCAUAGCGGUGUUUCCUGCAGGAGAAGUGACUGAAGGCGGCUCCGUCACUCUGACCUGCAGCAGUGAUGCAGCUCCACCUGUUGAGAGCUUUGCAUGGUUCAAAGACAUGGAGAGCGGCAGCAUCCCAGACAGUUUCAGGCCUCAGCUCCGCCUGUCGCACCUCAAAUACUCAGACAGAGGAGAGUAUUUCUGCGUAGCACGAAACUCACUGGGAACAGAUCGCUCCAAACCACUUCUACUCAAUGUCACUUACUCUCCAAAGAACACUCAUGUGCUGGUUAGUCCUCCAGGGGACAUCAGAGAAGGUUCUUAUGUGAACCUGAGCUGUGUUUGCCACGCCCACCCACCUGCUAACAGGUUUGCUUGGUAUCGUAUCAUAGGUGACCAGGUGAUUGCUAAAGGUUCUUUUCGGAACCUGACCUUCAUGUCAGUUCGAGCUCAACAUGCUGGUCAGUACUACUGCAGAGCAUCCAACCGAUUGGGAUACCUGACCUCCCCCGCUGUUUCCCUCACUGUGCUGUAUCCUCCCAAGAACACUUCAGUUCUGGCCCGUCCCUCCAGUGUGGUGGAUGCUGGCCGUCCUUUGACCCUGACCUGCAGCAGUCAGGCCAACCCAGCUGUGGACAACUUCACAUGGCACCGUUUAGCUCUGGACGGAGGCUCUGUACAAUCGUGGGGUUCCAAGUCCGGUCCAGUCUUCACCUUCUCAGAGGUCAGUCCAGGUGAGAGCGGUCAGUACUACUGUGAGGCCAGGAAUCGAAUCGGAGCUCACAGCUCUCCGGUCCUCACCGUAAAAGUCAGAGGUCGUCUUAAGGUCAUCGCUUUGGCCUCGGCAGUGGGAGUGUCUGCUGGACUCAUCACCCUCACAGUGGCCAUUAUGAUCAGUAAGAACAUGCACAGAGUCGACUUAGACUCGGUAGAAGUAGUGAGCAAGCGUUCAUCAGUGACAGCCGACACCAUGUUCUAUGAGUCAGCCCAACAGCAGACCUUCCCACUGAGGAAGGGCAAGAUGUCCGACAUACCGGAGGAACCAGAGGACCUGAGUGACAGUUCUCAUCCCUCCAUCGUUCCUCUGAUGGACGCUCCACCAAUCCAAGCCGUGGAAAGUCGCAGCCCCGCCUCCAAAUACAUGACUGUCCAUUACUCCAGGUUGUCCAGUACAGAUCAGGUGCAGGUCCACAACCUGCCACUGGGUGGUGAUAAAAAACCAAAAGAUUCCUCCAAAGUUGUUUACACUCUGCUGCCCCAGCCUCGCCACUGACCGUGAAGACACAGACCAUCAGCUGAACAAGACAUCAGUCAUUCUUUUAUGAGCCAGUCUCUUUGCUUCCUGUCUGACUGGACGUUGGAUCCCUGUGAACUUUGGCAUUGUUCGUCGCUCUGGCUCAGACCUGAUGUUGCAUCCAGGAGACUUGAUGAUGGCAGCACAUCGUCCUGUCCAGAAGUCCAGCUCCUGAACUGUGAACUGUGUUGCAUGUCUUUCUUUCUUCUUUCUUUGCAUUUCACAACUUCAUGCUGUCUGAUGAAACACUGAAAGCCGCUUUGCUUGCCUUCCUAUCCACGGCACACUUACAGUAUAUGUGGUGUUGAUUUUUUAUUAAUACUUGCCAGUGACAUUUUCAACCAGGUAUAUGCUGAUGACACAGUAUUGCUGGUUGCCACAGUAUCCUUUGCAUUGUCUGAGAUCUAAAAUAAAUGACAAUCCUCUGUAUGAAAUCACGUGUCUUCAAUAAAAACUAACAGUGUGAUUUUAGACGUAUUAGUGGAGAAAACCUGUAGAAAAUCAUUCAAAAAAUAUUCAACAAUCUUGUCAAUAAAUAAUCUACAGGAUUGUUCUAAUUGCUGCUAUAAUCUUUGUUCAGUUGCUUUUAUUAAAUCUGUGUCUCCAUUUUUAUGCAGAGUCAGCUAAGCAAGAACUAAUGCAAAUGACAUGAUGUAGUUUGUUACACUGAAGAAAAUAAAAACCAGACAAAUGA
This is a messenger RNA of Acanthochromis polyacanthus (spiny chromis), 2853 nucleotides long. Its product is annotated as B-cell receptor CD22. The record is from RefSeq and is a predicted model, not a curated record. Lineage: Eukaryota; Metazoa; Chordata; Actinopteri; Pomacentridae. The transcript is spliced from 18 exons. The coding region runs from base 108 to 2138 and encodes 676 amino acids.